AACAAAAUCUGUUUGGAAAUGUUAAGCUGGUUACACAGAACUAAUAUGCCUCAAGGUGGUCAUUCUCUCUGGAUUAAAGCUAUGGAACAAUUGUGGCUCCUGUUACAAGGAAAAUGACAAAGGGCCAUUAUAAAAAGGGACAAAAAUCUCUGUUCCCAAAGGGGGACUGACAAGCUGAAAGUCCCCCUCCACAUGCUGACACAAAAGCCUGAUUGCCUCAGAUUGUUUGUUUAUGUAAAUCAAAAUGUUGCCAUUAAUUCUGCUGCAGAGACUGCUAAGCAACAAAGAAGAUGGUGAUUGGCCAGAUUCUUGCUCAUGAGUUGUGGCAAGUCUGGCAAAUUCAAUUACUUUUGUUCAAAGCUCUAUCUUGACAGCUUUAGGUAAAGAAGCUUGCUAUGAUGUACUAAAGUAAAUAAUUUGUGUUCCUAGAGUAAGCUUUGGAACUAUAGGAUUUGAAGGCAAGAGAACAUAUCAAAGAUCUUGCCCAAAGCUCCCUCCAAGUCAGACUCAGCUGUACAUCAUGACAGACAUUCCAGUGACAUUCAGUCAGGUUGAGUGUAAUGGGGACGCACCCCCUGAAAAUGGUCAACAAAAAUUCGCUGAAAUCCCUGAGGAAGCCAGUGAUGUGGAUGGCACCCCACCAUACUGCAGGGUAGAAGCUAGGCUUGAAAAUGUACACCCAGAAGGAAAUCCAGAGAAAAGUGAAAAAUUACAAGGGAACAUACAGCUCAACUCACCCAUGGAUGAGAAGAUUCUAAAAGAAAAACCAGAAGAGAAUCUCUAUAUUGUUCGUAAGGCUAUCACAGAUCUCUCUCUCCAAGAAACAAGUGUUGAUGAAAUGACAUUCAGGGGAGGGCAUCAAUGGGAGAAGAUUCCUUUGAGGAGCAGUAACCAGGAAAUAAGUAGACAAAAGGAAAGGAUUUCUGAGCAGCCUCUAGAAGAGAGAGAAAAUGAGGAUCUGAAGAAUGAAGCUCAGCAGGCAACUGAAAUUGAAUGGUUAGGAUUUCGGAAACCUAGCCAAGUUGAUGUGUUCCGUUCUAAGCAUGAUGAGGAGCAAGAAGUUUGGGAUGAAGAAAUUAAUAACGAUGAUGAUGAUUACAAAGAUGAUGAAGAUGAAGUUCGAGUGAUCGAAUUUAAGAAAAAAAAUGAAGAUGGUUCUCAAUUAAAAGAGGAAGGCCAUGCAAGGGAGGACUCUCCACUGAGCAGCCCCAGUUCCCAACCUGUCACGCCUGAUGAGCAGCCACCCUUCGGAAAGAAGGGUGAUAUCUCCAGAAAUGCUUAUUCAAGAUACAAUACGAUAUCCUAUCGGAAAAUCAGAAAGGGGAACACCAAGCAAAGAAUUGAUGAAUUUGAGUCUAUGAUGCAUUUAUAAGCUAACUGGAACUGAGAAGUUAUCAAGCCCACUAAAGCAAAAGCUAAUUCUAUUUUCCUGAGAUGAAUCUUUGUGUGCCUUAUUUGAAUCAUCCCCUUUAAAUAAGUGGAAGCUUAAUCUCAGUUUCACUGUAGAAUAAUGUGGGAAUAACCCUAGAGAAAAUUCAGUCUGGUAACCUCAAAUCAAAAAACUUGAUUCAUCCUUGGACAUUUGCUUGUUAAAACUUCACUAAUAUAGCCUUGUGUGAUAAGCACUAAACAGCCAGCACCACUGGGGAAUCUGGCAUUUAAAAGUUUGGCUUUAAAAGUUUGGCUUUCCCAAAGCUGGGAAAUGAUGUCUUUCUUCCUGCCUACUAAGGGUGAUAGAAAGUCAGGUAUUGAAUCUCUCUUUUAAAGGUGGUUUCAUAGACUCUGGCAAUAAACUUUCCAAAAUGC
Phacochoerus africanus (Common warthog) is the source of this 1806-nucleotide messenger RNA. It is a transcript of the gene ERMN, whose product is annotated as ermin. The record is from RefSeq and is a predicted model, not a curated record. Gene Ontology annotation, biological process: regulation of cell shape; morphogenesis of a branching structure; regulation of cell projection organization. Gene Ontology annotation, cellular component: filopodium; paranode region of axon; extracellular exosome. NCBI's taxonomy places the organism in Eukaryota, Metazoa, Chordata, Mammalia, Artiodactyla, Suidae. The coding region runs from base 521 to 1372 and encodes 283 amino acids. The transcript is spliced from 3 exons. Gene Ontology annotation, molecular function: actin filament binding.